CACGUUACGCACUUCGUUUCCGCCAAUGGCUGAUGCGGAGACAUCGAUGUCCUUGCUGAAAGAGAUAGGGCGAGUGAAGAUCGAGCUGAACUCUUGCUCUGAAGGUUCGAAGGCCGAAGUGCAGGCCAAGUUGGACCUGCUCCUAGCUGAGCACGCUUCCAAGGCAGAAAUGUCAGCCGAUGCCAGUGAGCCAGCGAAGGGGCCAGAGCGCCGAGCGAAGUCCAAGUCGGACGGUGACUUGGCAGGAGAGCCGAAAGCGCCAAAAGCGGUGAAAGGACUCGGACCUGAGCGAUUAGCGCGAGCGCCGGUGCCAAAGAUCCCGAAGAUCCCGAUCCCGACAUCGCACCCGUCGCCAAAGGGACUUGACCAUGGUGAAGAGCGGGGGAGGCGGCCACAGAUCCCCACUGCGACACCAGG
Messenger RNA from Cladocopium goreaui, 417 nucleotides. NCBI's taxonomy places the organism in Eukaryota, Dinophyceae, Suessiales, Symbiodiniaceae. The record is from the annotation of a GenBank genome assembly.